CGCCGCGAGCCUUCGAGAGAGCGAGAGCGAGAGCAGGCGGAGGCCUCGGCGGCUGCGGCUGCGGCUGCGGCGCCACUGCACAGGCUCGGUCCAUCCGCGCGCGCGCAUCCCGAGACGCCCGGAGCGCAGAGAGCGAAGCGGGCCGCGGGAACCGCAGCACCGGAGUGGACAAAGCAAGAUGGCAGGGAUCUUAGCCUGGUUCUGGAACGAGAGGUUUUGGCUCCCGCACAAUGUCACCUGGGCAGACCUGAAGAGCACGGAUGAAGCCACCUUCCCUCAGGCUGAGGACCUCUAUCUCGUCUUCCCUCUGGCCUUCUGCAUCUUUAUGGUGCGGUUCAUCUUUGAGAGAUUUAUAGCCAAACCAUGUGCCAUCGCUCUGAAAAUCCAGGCCAAUGGACCACAAAUCGCCAAGCCAAACGCCAUUCUAGAAAAGGUCUUCACCUCAAUUACAAAGCAUCCUGAUGAGAAGAGGCUGGAAGGCCUCUCUAAGCAGCUGGACUGGGAUGUUCGCAGCAUCCAACGCUGGUUUCGGCAAAGACGCAACCAGGAGAAGCCGAGCAUACUGACCAGGUUCUGUGAGAGCAUGUGGAAAUGUUCAUUUUUCCUUUAUGUGUUUACUUACGGAGUCUGGAUCCUGAAGGAGACUCCCUGGUUUUGGGAUACCAGGCACUGCUGGUACAACUACCCUUAUCAGCCACUCACAACUGAGCUUCACUACUAUUACAUCCUGGAGCUGUCGUUUUAUUGGUCUUUAGUGAUUUCCCAGUUCACUGAUAUCAAGAGAAAGGACUUUGGAGUAAUGUUCCUGCAUCAUGUUGUAAGUAUUUUCUUGCUUAGCAUUUCAUAUGUCACCAAUAUGGUCCGAAUUGGAACCCUGGUCCUCUGCCUACAUGAUAUCGCUGAUCCUCUUCUAGAGGCUGCCAAAAUGGCAAAUUACAUCAAGUCCCAGAAACUUUGUGAUUUCAUGUUUCUUACAUUUGCUGUAGUUUUUAUCUUCACACGACUGGGUGCUUAUCCUGUUUGGAUUUUAAAUAGCACACUGUUUGAAAGUUGGGAGAUCAUUGGGCCUUACCCUUCCUGGUGGAUCCUUAACCUACUGCUGUUUAUAAUACAAGGCAUGAACUGCUACUGGUCUUACUUCAUUGCAAAAAUAGCCUGCAAAGCUCUUUCAAAAGGCAAGGCUGGGAAAUGGAACCCUUUACAUGUGUCCAAGGAUGAACGAAGUGAUAUUGAGUCUAGUUCAGAUGAGGAGGAUUCAGAAUCCCCAGAGAAGAGCCCCCACACUGCAACCACCACCAAUGGGACCAAUGGCUAUCUCCUGACCGGCCCUUGCUCCAUGGAUGAUUGAUCACUCCAAACUACAAAUCCCAAACAAAGUGAACUGUCUGUUCUUUGGAAGUAUUUAAUAAGUCGAAGUGCAGUUCUUUUCAUACUAUAUCAGCACCAGAAACAAAAGUUAGGAUUCUCAAAGCAUUUUGAAUAGUGCACUGCCAUGUAUCCUGUCUAUGAAUGAAGAAGAAUUACCAUUCUCUAUAUGUAGGCAUGCUGUAUGUAAUUGACACGAGGGAACAGUAUUUGCAUUUGUACCAUCUUAGAAUAUUAUUUAUAUUGUGUUUGUAAAUCUGCAGACAAAAGAGGGUUUUCUUACUUAUUUUCCUCUCUGAGUUCAUAGCAGUGAGGGAGAUGCUUCAUCUGCUGCGUCCCACAUGUAUUGCUGUAACCCAGGCUGCUAGGAGCAUCAGCUUGACUUAUCACCAAGAGCAGACAAAACCCAAGGCAAGAUUAUCAUACAACUCCAAACAGGUUUACUUUCUACUGUCACAGUGUCCAUUUUGAAACUGUCUACUCAGCCUCGGUAACCCUCCUCCUCAUAUAAAACUUAAACAGGAUGAGCUAUGUGUUCCAGUUAUUUAUUUUUCAUAGUCAAAUGAAAGAGCUGGAGGUAGCAUAGUGACCAUUAAAAUCUCUUGAGCCUGAGGCUCUCUGGUCACAAGUUCAAUCCCCAGCACCACUUUAAGGCCAGGGCUGAGUGGUACUCUGGUUUAAAAGAAAAGAAAAGAAAAUUGCAAGAAAGAAAAUACUAAUUGGUGGGUUCUUUUGAAUUGUUUUCUUAUAAACGACUUUGCUUUAUACUUCAAUUUUUGUGCACACAGUCAAGAUUUCUUUAAUGAAUGUGGAUGUGGAUGUUAACUUUGUAGGUUGCAGAAUAUGUAUUUUUGUAAUUCUCUACUAUGAGGUCAGUACUUUGGUUGUGAAGUGGAGUAUAUACUUAAGAUCAUGUAGUAGAUAAUCUAAUAUUCGAAUGUGUCCUGUGAUCCGAGAGUACCACCAAGAGAGGAGCUGAUUUCAACCAGACCUAUCAUUGUACCCAUAAUUAGCACACUGUUAACGUCAGAUUAUUGGGAUAGAAAAAAGAGGCCUUUCAAGAGAUAACAAGGGUUACUCCUCAGUACAAAUCACUUUAUUGCAAACAGUCCUCAAGAAGGCAUCCUAUCUAGUAUUUGAGCUUGAUGUUUCUGUUUUUCUAAGCAAAGCCAAGUCAAUGGGAGAGAAACUGUUUCACCCUUUGUCUUUUCUCCUUAAACAUAUCCCAGAAUGAGUUCCCUGUUACAAGGAACUGAGCAGUAUUAUCCUCUAAGUCAUUUUGGUUGCUUCUCUGAGGGUGUGUUCAGUGCCCAGCUAUUUUUUCCAAACAGAACUUUUUUAAUAAAACAACAAUUAUAUUGGACAAUGGCAAUAUUAUCAAUAAGGAAUAUGACUAAAAAAUGAAUUCUCACUUCUACAUGGCAGUGUUGUUUAUGUAUAGAUAAGAAAAAACAUACUCAGAAACCAAAGAUUAUAAGCCCUUCCAGCUUUUAGUGAGAGUGAAUACAAGGAUAUUGCAAAUAUUUAGCUCAUACAUCAAAAAAGCCAACAUCUGAAAGAAAAGUCCAAUGUAAAAAUGCAAUGAUAUAAAUAUGUAAAUUCGAGCAUUGUAAAGACAACAGCAGGAGGCCAAGAGAUGGUGCACCCAGUAGAGUGAAUAUAUUAUUAUUCUCAGAGACUUGGGUUGAAGCCCCUGGUCUCAACCUGUGUGUGUGGGGGGGAGCUUCACAACUGACAGAGCAGUACUGUAGGUAUUUCUGUCUCCCUACCUCUUUCUCUUUUCCUCUGUUUUUGUUUCUCUGCCUCUAUCAGAAAAAAAAAACGAUAAAAAGGUCACCAAGGGGGGUUGGGUAGUAGCACAUUGGGUUAAGUGCACGUGGCACAAAGCUCAAGGACUGGUGUGAGGAUCCUGGUUCGAGCCCCCAGCUCCCCACAUGUGAGGCCGGGGGUGGGGGGUAGAGGUCUACUUCACAAGUGGUGAAGCAGGUCUGCAGGUAUCUAUCUUUCUUUCCCCCUCUCUAUCUCCCCUCCUGUCUCGAUUUCUCUCUGUCCUAUCCAACGUCAUCAGUGGUAACAAUAACAAUAAGGGCAACAAAAUGGGAAAAAAUGGCCUCCAGGAGUAGUGGAUUUGUAGUGCAGGCAUCAAGCCCCAGUAACCCUGGAGGAAAGAAAAAAAAAAAAACCACCAGGAGUGGUGGAGUGUGUAGCCUAACCCCAGCCUGACAAAAAAAGGAGAAGAAAAAGAAGAUGAAAGCAGAAGAAAUAAAGUAUGCACGUCCCACUCAGAGCCAGUCACAUUCAAUUUGAUGUUGAGAAAAAAAAAAGCUUUUGUAUCCUGCCAGUUAAUAGUUAAAAGAAUGCUCCCAAACAAAGAAAAAACCAAUUAAAUUAUCCUUCAUUAUUCAAAAAUAACACACUUCACAUAUAAGUCCAUAAUAAAAGUGAAAGAGACUUUGAAAUAUAUGCUUGUACAUUGAGAAAAUAGUGUGAUUAGAGGUCAGGUGGUGGCACACAUAUUACAAUACGCAAGGACCCCGGGUUCGAGCCUACAGUCCCCACCUGUAGGGGGAAAGCUUUAUAAAUGGUGAAGUAGGGAUGCAGGUAUGUCUCUGUCUCUCUCCCUUUCUCCCCUCUUGAUUUCUGGAGGUCUCUAUACAAUAAAUAAAGAUAUUUUUUAAAAAGAAAGAAAAAAAAAGAAAAGAAAAUAGUAUGAUUGAUUUUGCUUGGAAAUCCUUAUUAUUAUUUUAUUUCACAAGCAAGGAACCUAUCUAAAGUUGUCUUUUGUGCAUGGCUUAAGUUUGUAAUACAUAUCAUAAGACAUCAAAGGCACUUACUAGUCAUCUAAACAUUUACUAAAAUUUAAAUAUGUAGAAACUUAGAGUAAGCAUGUUAUAGCUGAAAAAAAAUACUGAGGUCAAAGUUUCUUUCCUUGUCAACUAAAUCAUGGAAAAGAACACUGAAUUUUAUCUGACUUUAGUGUUUAGAACAAGUCCUCUUAAUAUGUGAAAUAAAACAGAAUAUCAAAUGUAUUGUGUCAUUUGGCACUCUUUAGUACCAAAGAGUAAUUCCAAAAGAUUGACUUAUAAAUUAAAGGCUUACAGAGUUGUGUACAAUGAUCUGUCCUCAGCAAAAAGCUAUCUAAGCAGUGUUUUGUUUUUCCAGGUCUGUAAAGACUCCGCAUCUUUGAUCAAUUGCAUUAACUUAAAUCUAUGUAUCUACAGGUUUUUAUUUCAUUUUACAAAAAGGUGUUUGUAGUUUGUUAAGGUAAAGAAUAAUAUGUCUCUAUUGUGAUCCCAUUGGCCUGAUAAUCCUGAAAGAAAAAGAAAAAAAAAGAGAUAUCUUGUCUUCUUCCUAUACUGGGCCAUAGUUUUGGAGGUGGAUUUUGUAAAUUAAACUGUAGGUUUGUGAAAGUGAUGUUCCCCAUUAAUUAACUUAGCCUGUGUUGAUGUCUCCUUCCUCCUGGUCAUAUUCAAACCUUCCCAGGAUACAAGGGGAUAUGUAGGGAGGAGUCUAGAAAAAAGUAACAAUUUUAUUCUCUAAUGUUAUUGAUUUUCUAGAACUAUUAGUUGGGGGUGGGGUGGGGAGUAGAAAACCAAGUAGAAUUUGGUCUUGGGUCAAUAAAAUGAUUUUUGAAAAUGUGUGAUCUAUGUAUGUAUAUGUAUAUUUCCCCCCCAAAAUUAUGAAACCAAAAUAACAUUGACUCACUUUUACUCAUAGUUUCAUAAAAAUCAUUCACUAUAGACAGUAGAAGUUUCCCACCUCCAUUUUGAGUUCCUAUUUAUGCUACUCAGAUAGCUGAGAGUGGUAAUAUUCACUCAGCCUUUUAGCUUCAGCACUACCUAUGGUUAGAAUCUUAGGCAGAGAACCUAAGGUCAACAUCCAGGCCAAAGACAGUUCCCAUUUCCAAUCUUGUGGAUAAAAAUGUGGAGGAUUAAGUAAGUAACAAUUCUCAGCAUUUUAGGUUUUACUAUCUGUUGGGGGUAGAGGGAAGUGUAUGACUGCUACUUUACCCUAGGAUUUUACUAACAUCCAACUCUUGCUAGAGUACUAGACAGUUGGUGUUCUGAGUUACCAUAAGAUAAUAAAACAGGCAGCUGAUAAAAUUAAAAAAAAAAAAAAAAAAAGAUCAGUAGGCUCUCCAAAGGAAGCAAGCAGUGGGUAAGAGAAGUAAUUCCUUAGUGUUAUUAGUUCAGCCAAAAUAGGAUAGUGUGUGAACUUGGCAAUGUCUAUUCUUGUCAAACAUGACAUUCUGAAUACUGGUAGAGUUUGAAUUGGGCACACUGAGUGCUUGUACCUUGGAUAACAAGGGUCUGUAUCUUCCACUUGGUAUUAUUCAAUAAUAAUUGGUAUUUUCAUUUAGGUCAAAGUGAAAAUGAGAUUUCACUUAAACUAACCUAUGGCUUUGCAAAAGAGCUCUUCAGUAGGAAAUUUGUUGAUAACCAUGAGUGUUCCCAAUAUGGUUUAUGAGUUUACCUUGAUAGUUAUUUUUUGUCCCUUUCUUGGAACUAUUAAUGCCAAAGUUGACAAUUUGAAUAUAUUUCUUACUUUGAAAUAUAAACAGUAUACAGAAUACCCCAGAAAGUAUUUUAAAAUUCUCUUUAUCAGUAUAUAUAAUAAAGUUGGAUCCAGAGAGAUUUUAAGAAGUCCUUUGGAAAUUAAAGGUUAAAUGUUUACAUUUUAUGUAUUGAGACUAAGAUCUUAAGAUUUUAUAUUCCUUUUUCUUUUUCCUUUUGUCCUUGGCUGUUUCCUGCUUUGUAUAUCUGGUGUUUCCAACAUCCUAAUUAAAAAAAAAAUCAUAUCAGGUCAAUCAUUUGAUGAGAAUGUGAUGACAAGACACUUUCAAUUUCUAAGUAACCACAUACAGAAAGAGAAAAUCUCCCAAGCCUCCCUUCCCCUAGAGUUCCUUGCAGAAAGAUUUUUUUUUUUUUUAGGACGAUAUGGUUGACCAGAAUUAACUGAAAUUUUUCUUUAUAAUAUCUGAGUGUUCUGUGCUCAAAUUACUUGAUGGUAACUGACACUGGCUCAUGGCUACAUUUGAGUUCUUAGAGUAACAGAGUAGAGAAGGGCUCUGUGUUUUGCAUUGCGUGCUUGGUUCCAUAUCCUUCCCUAGGGGCAUUUAGGAGAUGUUAAGAAGGCCAGUCCUCUCUGCUGUUGGGUCCUCUAAAGUAUGCUCCUAGGGGAUGUCCCUGAUGUACAUUUUCAUGGGGAAAAGUAUAUUAACAUGAAACAUCAGAAGUGACUGUAAAUAAAAUCUGCAGAUAGUCAAAGGAGAAUCUUGGUGGUUUUUUUUCCAGGUGUUUCCUACAGAUGUCUUUGAAAGGAAUGCAUUUCCAAAUAAAUGACUACAAGCUAAAAUCUCAUUAGAUCACAGGCAUUUUUUUUAAAGUCUCUGCAGACAGAUGGCAUUAUAACAUAGUGUCUCCAGAAGACUAGGCCAUUCUCAGGAUUGCCUAGGUGAUGGAAAGGGACCCUCAGCCUAAGAGCUACCUUAUCUCAUUUACUCACAUUCCUUUAAGCCUUCAGGAACUCUUGACAAAAGGAAGCUAGAAUGUUGUGACUUUUCUGCUAACAGUUUCCCAAAGUCUUUGAAUCAGCUGUGUAUCUACACAUUCUCCUUUGUCUUAUUCUUUUUUUUUUCUGAAAAAAAAAAAAUUAUGCCCACAUGAGCCUGUUUUCCUGAACACAGGCCAGGAGAGCUAGGCUUCCUGCUUUGUUUUAUGUUGUAUGUCCUGGAAACCAAGAAACAGCAGCUUUUAUUGCUGGCUUAAGUGAAAAAUUAGAUUUCAUAGAGUUCAUUUUUUCUUUUCUUGUUUGAUCUACAGUAGUUUUUAAAAACAGGCAUUGUCAGAAUUCCCUUUAAAAAAAAUAGGGGUUUUAAAAGACUAGUUGUCAAGGAGAAAAUAACUCUGAGAAAGGAACAGUUAUGUGAAAAUUCUAGAACUUUAACCUAGAAAUUCAUUCAUUUACGUGCAUAAAACAUCCUCCACAUUUGAUUGCUAAAAGUUCCAUCAAGCUUCCAAGCUCACGGUGUUUGUCAGUUCUGCCCACUCAAUAAUUUACCUUCAGAGCCAUUUGUUUCCAUUCAGUGGGGUGAUAGUUUUGAAAUAUGGGUUUUAUUUUAAUUUGCAGUGAGAAAUAGGGUCAGUGAAAAAACUUUUUCUUGUCUUCAGAUAAUUCAGUGCUUGAGCAUCUCUGUCAGAAAUGGAAUGGCAUACUGUUAGCCAAUUAGGAUUAUUCUGUGUAUUGUUAUUGUGUUCUGCUGAUUUUUAUAUGAAAAUGUGAUUAUCCAUUCUUCAUCUCCGGAAGCAAUCAUUAUAAUGAGGCUUUUACUUUGGAAACAAUUUCAUAAUAAAGAUAAGUAUUAAGAGUA
Molecule: messenger RNA, 7735 nt
Organism: Erinaceus europaeus (western European hedgehog)
Lineage: Eukaryota; Metazoa; Chordata; Mammalia; Eulipotyphla; Erinaceidae
Gene: CERS6
Product: ceramide synthase 6
Exons: 11
Coding region: 179-1348 (389 amino acids)
Biological process (GO): ceramide biosynthetic process
Cellular component (GO): membrane
Molecular function (GO): DNA binding; sphingosine N-acyltransferase activity
Source: RefSeq, a predicted model, not a curated record